AUGCAAGAGAAUGCCCAGUCUCCGCAAUACCAGAGGCCGCAGGCCAGCGAGACUCGUGCAGUGCAGGAAAUGACCACAGGGCCAGGGAGCUGUAGAUUAGCCAACCUGUGCCUUGCGGCUCAGACGCUCUGGUCUGGCAUGGCCUUUUCCGGUGUCUUCGCGCGUUGUCAGAAGGUGCUUGAUGAGCACGGGGUGACAGUCACAAGCGGACCGGUGGUAGAUGCAGACCCCAAGAAUGCAGCUUACGAUGCUUGCUCACUGGGUUUGGCUGGAAAGCAAUGUGCCUACCGCUCCGCCAAGAUCACGCCCACCAAGAACGGAGCCUUUGUGACUUGUUGGAAGCGGCCGGGUGGGAAAGGCUCCAUCGUCCCUUUCAGCGUGGGAGACUUGCAGGCCCUCUUGGUGGCAGUGGAAGAGGCUGGGAACUUUGGAUUCUUUGUCUUUCCUGCUGAAGACCUGCUGAAGCAGGGGAUCCUUGCGGGAUCGGGCCGCAAAGGCAAGCUCUCCUUUCGGGUCUAUGCCCCAUGGGUCGUGGCAGAAAGCAAGCAGGCCGCUGCGACGCAAGCCUGGCAGCGGCCCUUCUUCGUGCAGGGAGAGAGCAGCCUGCUCAAGAAGCUCUUUAACUCCGAGGGCCCUCCCAGCAAGCGCUUGCGCAAGGCCGACAGCGGGCCAAGAUAUGCUGGCAGUGGCCCCUCACCUGCUGUGUCCAAAGUCAGCCAGGAGGAUGCUGGGCUGAUGCCUCUCGGGUGUCUGCUUGACGAUGUGCAGUUCUUUGAGCGUGUGGUGGCUGCGUGGGGAGUCAGCCGGUCUUUCGGGAAACUGGCGGCAGACAUUACACCUGCGCAGGUGACGCAAUGUGAUAUUGAUGAGGUGGAGGGGUGGAUUCUGGAGGUGGCCAGCAUCGUUUGGAAACCUGAGGACAUCAGCCUGACCCUUAUGGGGUCAUGUUGGAUUGGCACGAACAUCCUGAAACAAACUGGGCAGAGUGACAGGGACUAUGCCAUUGAGGUUGGGCAGGCGAGGUUAAGCCCUGAAGAAUGGCAGCUGUUCUUCAAUCUCUUGCAGCGAGACAGCCGAUUUCAGGAAGUGACGUUGGGAUCGAAAGCAAUCAAGUUCUGCGAUCCGAAGUUGAGGCUUGAAUGGGAACUGGUUCCUGUCCGUGGCCAUUUCAGCUUUGAGCUGGUGACCUUUCCCAUGCUUGAUGGCGCCGUGAGCACAGCAGCACGGACUUCAAUGCGGCUCCAGUUUUUUGAGACAUACUCUGGCGCCAGGAAUGCGGUGAGAGUCUUGAAGCGCUUGUGUCCUGGGCUCAACGGGAACAUCGUUGAAGCCUUGGCGGUUAGGCAAGGCAAGGACUUGCUGCAGCAAGAUGCAAGCCUUGCAGAAACCGAUGGGAGCGGUGUGAUUUUGUUUCAGCACCUUAUCUGUCUCUUCGAUGGAUAUCCAUGGAGCCCUCCCCAUCCGAAUUCUCCUAUACAUGUCUUGCUGCGCGAUGCUGCGAAAUAUGGAAGAGAACAAGGCGUAAAGGAGGCUCUGAAGGAAGUAAGCAAGAUUGCAGGUGUCAUUCGCGCUAGAACGACGAACCAUCACCUGGAGGAGCCCUUCGUCUGCAUGACGCUCGGGGGUGCCGUCAGAUGUAUGGCAGUUAUGGGCGCGUCAGCCGCAUGCUUUGUUACCCAGAUAGUUCGUGGCAUCGAUGUGGUAAUUGAGCUUCCUCAAGCUUUUGCGGAUCAAGCAAUGAAUCCUCGAGCAGACUGUCCGGGCAGUUCGUGCUUGUGCAGUGACUUACGGGACAGCUGGCUGACCUGCGUAAGCUCGAAGGACUUUGACUGCGAGAUGCUUGGCUUCCGACUCAACCGCUGCACCCUGACCUUCAUAGCCACCUCCGUGAAUUUGGGCAGUCAUGCCCUUAUCUUCAUUCGGACCUCAGCAGUUGCCUGUGGAUUGCACAGCUACGAGCGGGUGCCGCACGUGUGCUUGGCCUCGGCAAGUGUGUGUUCAGUCCUGGUGAUUCUGGGCCACCUGCGCUUCGGGGGCCUUGGCACGUACGUCCUCCUCUCCCGCAGGUGCAGCAACGUGAUCAAUACUCUGAGUUUGGCAAUGUCCGCCGGCGCAUUAAUCUUGGUUUGGGACAGUGAAGCCAGGAACUCCCGGCUCACAAAAGUUAGCCUCUUGGGUUUUGCAUUCGUCGCUGCAUUUGUGCCUACAGUCUGUUUGAUUGACCUGGCCUCAGCACUUCGAUCUGCUUGUUUGGAUUCUGGUGCUGAUGCUGGCCUCCAGUUUGUGCAACAGAACCACGUGUUCUACACCUUGAGUCUCGCCUUCCAGCUGUUCUUUGCCUGGGCCAGCUGGGGUGAUGCACCCGAGAUGUUGCAGGGUAUUGUGAGAAAGCUCCUUGGGAUCCAGCUCUUUUGGCAGGCCAUCGAUACUUGGUACUGGGCUGCUCCAUCUCUAUGGCCGGAAACGCAGAGGAAGUACAACUUCCUGGUGAUUCUGCUUUGUCGGCUGGCCUUGGCGCUGAAGCUUCUGGGCAUGGUGAGUCUCGUUAAGCAGGGUCGGCUCGAGCUGCACCGCCAGCACACCAGCUUUCUUUCAGGGAUCUGGUCACGGAGGAGGAAGACCUCAUGA
This is a messenger RNA of Symbiodinium necroappetens, 2628 nucleotides long. The record is from the annotation of a GenBank genome assembly. NCBI's taxonomy places the organism in Eukaryota, Dinophyceae, Suessiales, Symbiodiniaceae.